GAAAUUUAUUUGCGUGAUUUGUUAUCAUAGUCGCACCGACUGUCCUCACUUUUGAAUACAAGUUUAAUACUGAAGCCACUUUCAAAGAAAGUUUUUCUUUAGCCAUUUCUUAUCUCUUCCAAGCUCUAUAAUGCAGAAAAAACGUGCAUGAUUGUGUUGUGUUGCCAGUGCGUGUCUGUGUGUCUGUGUAGGCAUGCAGGGAUGGAAAGCGGACAGUUACAGUUAGGUAGGUAAGCAGGGUGUCGACAGGUAACCAAAGAAGACGGGACUACACCUUUACCGUAUUUUUUUCUGCCACUUCCACUCUCGAGUUGAAGGUCCGUCUCCAGCUUUUCCUUGCGUGUUUACCCGUUUCUGUUGUCCUCGCCACCGGACUCCACCUCGGUGUUUACCUCGGCAGACGAAAUGUCGGAGGAAAAGACGGACAUUUCCAACGAACUGUUAGAGAGUGUGCGGGAGGCGGUGGGUCGGAGCGUGAAACUGACCCUGAGGCGCAAAGUCCAGCUGGAGGUCAAAGGUGACAAAGUGGAGAACAGAGUACUGGCUUUGGCAUCACACCGGGCCUAUCUGUUGACAGCACGGGUCCCUUCUAAGGUUGAACAGUCUUUCAACUAUCUGGACAUUCAAGGAAUCAGCAGCAACAAGCCCACUCAGCUAGUAUUGGAGCAUGAGCGCGGGCCAUGGAGCCUUCAGCUGGGCUCAGUGGAGGAAGUAGAUGAGGCGAUUGCUCACAUUGGCAUCUGUCUCCACCGGAUCUGUCCAGCUGGCACACCUGUGAAGAUGAUGAGGAAGUUGAAUUUGAAGCCUCCAGAGAGGACAGCAUCCCUGCAAGCCAAGUGGGACGAUCAGGGCUCAUCUGAUCUGGGACCCUGCGGUGGCUUUUCCCAUCAGUACCGGUGUGUAUGUGAUAACUUGGGGCUACCAUACAGAGAGGAGGUCCAAUGGGACGUAGACACAAUCUAUCUCACUCAGGACACUAGAGAACUCAACUUACAAGACUUUGCUCACCUGGAGAACAGGGAUCUGAUGGCAAUUGUCGCAGCUCUGGAAUACAACCAGUGGUUCACCAAACUCUCAACCAAAGACUACAAACUGUCUGCAGAUGUGUGUGACCAGAUUUGCAGGGUUGUGACUCGAUCCAGUCGACUAGAAGAGCUGGUGCUCGACAACGCCGGGCUUAAAAGUGAUUUUGCUCAGAAACUGGCCAGCGCUCUCUCACACAACCCUUCCUCUACACUCCACACACUCAACCUGAGCAACAAUCCACUGGAAGAUAAAGGUGCUUCUACUCUGAGCGCCCAACUCGCCAAACUGCCUAUGGGCCUAAAGCACUUAAACCUCUCCAGGACUUCCAUGUCCCCCAAAGGUGUAAACAGUCUCUGUCAGGCUCUCUGUGCCAACCCUGUUGUCGCUUCCACCCUCAUACACCUUGACCUGUCUGGAAACUCCCUCAGAGGGGAUGACCUACCAAAUCUGCACAGCUUCUUGAGUCAUGCCAACUGCCUGGAAACUCUGGAUCUGUCUAACAGUGACUGUUCGCUGGAGCUGGUGUGUGCAUCUCUGCUCAGAGGAUCUUUGAAGCAUCUUUCUGUCCUCAACAUGUCAAGAACAGUCUUUUCUCAAAGAAAGUGUAAGGAAAUCCCUCCAUCCUUCAAGCAGUUUUUCAGCUGUGCUCAGGCUCUGACGUCUGUCAGUCUGUCAGGAACCAGGCUCCCUCUGGAGGCUUUGAAGGCACUGUUGCUGGGCCUCGGCUGCAACCCGAACCUGAGUGAUGUAUCUCUAGAUCUCAGCUGCUGUGAGCUGCGUUCAGGAGGAUCCCAGAUUCUGGAGGGUUGCAUCGCUGAGAUCCCCAACAUUUCUAGCCUGGAUAUUUCAGACAACAGUUUGGACAUGGACCUCACCACCCUUCUUGUCUGGCUGGCCAAGAACCGCUCCAUCAGACAUCUUUCACUGGGCAAAAACUUCAACAACAUAAAAUCUAAGAAUGUGGCUCAUGUCCUGAACAACUUGGUGUAUAUGAUUCAAGAAGAGGAUUCACCAUUGACAUCCUUAUCCCUGGCUGACUCCAAGCUGAAGACCGACCUCUCCAUCGUCCUCAACGCUCUGGGCAGCAAUACCUCUUUGACCAAACUGGACAUCAGCGGCAACUCCAUGGGAGACAUGGGGGCCAAGAUGCUGGCCAAAGCCCUGCAGAUUAACACUAAGCUCAGGACGUUAUUGUGGGAUCGAAAUAACAUCAGCCCUCAGGGUCUACAGGAUGUAGCAGCUGCCUUGGAGAAGAACUACACCAUUCGUUUCAUGCCAGUUCCCAUCAUGGAUGCUGCUCAGGCGCUCAAGGCAAAUCCAGAGAAGACUGAAGAUGCCUUACUGAAGAUGGAACAGUACCUGCUGAGAAACCACGAGACCCGUAAAUACCUGCAAGAGCAGGCGUACAGGCUGCAGCAGGGCAUAGUCACCACUACCACACAACAGAUGAUUGACAUGAUGUGCGUGAGGGUGCAGGAUCACCUGAACUCUCUGAGGUUCUCAGAGACCAACUCUGUUCAAGAGGACAUGAAGGUGGCAGAGAAGCUCAUGAAGGACGCUAGAAACUCUAAAAGACUGCUUCCCAACCUGUACCACCUGAGGAGUGGGGGGCCCAAAGGUGCAUGCAUUGAAGCAAUUCAGGAUAAACUGGAGUCCAUGGCUGGAGAAUUGUCGAGAGUGAUGGACGAGCAGCUGCAGACAUUGCUGGUGUCCAUGGUGGAUGCUGCUGAGGGUCUGUGUCCUCAUGUGAUGAAGAGGAGCAGCCUUCGUCAGGAGCUGAUGAAGGCCAGUGCAGGGAGGAUGACUAUUCCUCGUAGCUUCAUCACCACAACUCUGCUGGAGCAAUCUGGGGUCGACAUCAUCAAUAGGAUCAGCGAAGUGAAACUCAGCGUGGCAUCGUUUCUGUCUGAUCGCAUCGUGGAUGAUAUCCUGGAGUCUCUAUCCAGAUCCCAACACACUCUGGCCGACCAUCUGAUCAGAAAGAACCAACCUCUGGUGCAUCAGGAGCCCCAGAUGGAGGCAGAGGUCCUGGAUGAGACAGUUCUUCAGCCAGAGGAUUAUGACCAGGAUCAAAAACUGAACUGGGACCAGAAACAUGGGCUGGAGGACAUAGACUCAUGCAUGAUGACUCCUAAAUCGAAGCGAAAGAGUAUUUUGGUGAGAAUGCUUCGUCCUAUCUCUGUGGCAUUUGAGAUGGAGUUUGACCUGGACAAAGCUUUGGAAGGGGUUCCAAUCCAUGUUGAGGAUCCUCCUCUUCCUUCUCCUUCACAAACAUCAGACAGAAUGUCAGCCUACUAUGGAGACCUACCCCCUCCUCCUACUUCACCUGAUGCAAUGUCUGACAGUUUGGUGGAACUGCCACCUGUGGAGUUAAAGACACUGGAGAACCACACCAAACUCCGGCCAAAGCCUAGAGGGAGGAUGAAACCCAGCAGAUCACCACGUGAGAUCACCAGCAGCUCACUGCCACAGGAAGCAGAACAGAACAGCGUAAUAGAAAAGCUGGACGAGGGUGUGGAUGAUUUCUUCUCCAAGAAAGUUAUCAGGCUCAGCUUUAAACUUCCCUCUGUAAGAGGUUCAUCCACCAACACGCCAGAAGCUGCAGAUAAAAAACGUGAAUCCAGAAAGAGUGGCUUCUUUAACCUCAUCAAAUCCCGAACAUCCCGUUCAGAGAAGAGCCACGGAAGCCCCUCUAUCAAACCACCUCAACCAGCCUCCUCCUCUUUCACCACCACUGCACCCACUUCCCCUGUCAGUUCAUUGUUAGAGGAGACCACACCAACAUUCCCCACGCCACCUGUGAAAAAUCCUGUUACUGUAGCCGAGCCUCAACAAGAGCAAAGACCACAAUCCUCAAACCACACAGAUUUUGAGAUGGCGACGUCUCCAAUUGCCAGUAAACCACUUGAGGACAAGGGAGAGAAGAAGAAUGUGGAAAAUAUGGAGAAAACAAAAAACACAGAGAAAAAGGAGAACCCCCACAUACAUCACCACUUUGGGAUCCCUGUGAUGGGAAAAGACCUGCUGGCUGAGAUGAAGGCCAGGCAAGAGAAAAAGGCCAAACAGGAGAAAAUGGCUGAAAAGAAGCCUGAGCCAUCACCUGUCGUGGACAAGGUGGAUGCUGACAAAGACACAGAAGACUCCAGACCAGAGCCGACUGCCAGGUUCAAACCACCAAGCAUCAGCCUCAAACCACCCUCACCCCAGGCCGCUAAACCCUCCCCAGUAUCCUCAACAUGUGGGCCCCUCAGUCCAAUCAAUCCUAAACCAAGCAGCACCUGUGUCCUAGAAAAGAACAAGGAUAUAAAAGAUAUAUCUGCAGGGACUCCCAAGGCACCACUUCCUGCUCUUCGUCUGAUGAGGGCGCCAUCAGAGCAGGACAGAGAGAGUACAGGCCACAGCCCUGUUGGAUCCCUGUCUCCACUGGAUGUUGAGUUUCCAUUCGAAGGCGACACCUUUGACCAACCCAUCGCAGGUACCGAGCCCAGCAUCGGCAGUAGACAGUGGUCAUCUCUGAAAAGGUCAUCCAGUCCUCCAAGUGGCAGAGAGAAGGACCACGAGCGCACCAAAUCUCUCCCUGCCUAUGUGAGGCCUCCAUCUCAGGCAGAAACUGAUCACAGUUCAGCUGUAGAAGAGAGUCCAACUUUACCUGCUGACAUCAAGUCUGACAACAAAUCAGACGAGUCUGGUGAUGAAACUCCUUCAAUGUGAUUUCAGGAAGAGCUUCAUCAUUUGUUUUAAACCCUGCUUGACUCUCCCUUCUACACCCAUGUCACAUAUAAGCAAAGUUGAUGUAACAUGGAUCAUUUAAUUUUUUUUUUCUUGUCACAUUUCAGACAUGUUUGCUAAAUGUACACAAAAGCAUAUUUUUGUCAUGUUUUUAUGAGUAGAGAGGUUGGCCCAUGUAAAUGGAUGCUAAAACAGCUUCGUUACUCUUUGUCCACAGCUCUAAUAGAACCAUAAAGAGCAGACCAGAUGGGUUUAUCUGGUGCAGAGACAAUCUAUGCAUGUUAUAUAAACAUGUCCAGCCAUGAAAAAGCUCACUUAGUCCAAAGCACUGAGAAGAAUGAGUCUGUCUUGAGUUUUUUUCUGUAACAUAACAGGGUCUUGAUUGAAGCUGUCUUGUGUUAUAUCUGCCCUUCAGGUGAGCUGUAGCUGGUGCUUCAGCGAUCUAUACCAGCAGGACAUCUGAGAAUUAACUUAUUAUCUUGAAACAGAUAUAUAAGAAAAAACUAUUAGCAGCUGGUUGCGGAGAUGAUCUGAAACUAAUCAGAAGAUGAGCAGCAAAUGUCUAAAACCUGAUUUCAGGCAUGGCUUCACAGAACCAAUGUAUAAAUCAUUGAUUCUUAAUGGCUUUAAGUGCUAGCUAAAAAUGCUAACCUCACUAGUCAAAAUCUGUUUAAGGUUAUAUUCAGUUUUAACACAGUAAUUCAUAAUAUUGCCUUUAGCUUUUACUAGCAUUGGCAAAAAGAUUUAAUGCUGAUGUUGCAAGCUCUUGCCAGAGUUUAACCAGGUUCAUGUUCAAAUAUUUUAUGCCCAUCACUGUAAAAAUGUCCAGUCCCUUCUGUGUGGCGGCCUCAGAGCAGGACACUGAUCCAGUUUAUUAGUUAGCAUAUAGACAGAACACUGCAAAAAGAAAAAUAAAUACAUAAAAAACAGAAACAGUCUUAUUUUUCAUUAUUCAAGAUUAUCAAGAUUGUUGCUAAUUAUAUUAAAAUCUUAAAAUAUAAAUUAAACUGUUUACUCCACCUGCAAAGACUUGUCAGAUUUUAACGAAUGAGCUGUCUGAAUUUAAAUCACACCACAGGAAAAAAAUGAAUGAGGCUCAAAGUCAGCUCACACUCUGAGCAGCAGGGAUGAGUUUAGUAAAUACUGACUCCAUAAACACUGAAGUCCAACCAUGGAGACAAAGAUUUUCCUCAUUUCAGUCAAAGCUUGUCCUGUUGCCCAGAACUGCUGAAUGCAGUGUUAAUGUUCUGUUUUUAAUCUCAUGUUCUGCAGCUAAAAUGCUUCUGCUAAAAUGUUAUUUACUGUAAUAAAUUUGUUUUUGAACUCCUAAAAUGUCCAUUUAAACAAUCAUAUAUUUCAGUCAAUACUUUAUCUCUUUUGUUUUAUUUUUGUCGCUGUGAGCAUUGAACUCGUCAGUUUCUUUACUUUUCUGCUUACAUCAAGUUGCAAAUAUUCUGUGAAAACAAUGACAUCGAGCCGAUAUAUUAAUAUUAAAGAUUUUAAAAGGAGCAUCUAAAUCAGUUCCACACUGCUGCCGCAUCUUCACUGUAACAUGCAUGGUUAAAUACUGAUAUCUGUUAAUCAUGUACUACUGCACUUACCAAUGUAUUAUAUAUAUCAGUGUAAAUAUGUACUAACAUUUGUUUAAGGUUCUGUUUAUAAAUUUGAAUGGGAUUUUUUUAUCUGUUAAGUGCAGAAACGUCGGGGUUUAUAUUUUAUUAUGAGCAGAAGAUGUGAUUUAUUGAGUUGAGGCAUGCUGAAUAUUAUGGAUAAUUUUUCCUUUCAAAUAAUUGGUGAUGGUUUUUAUUUUACUGGGAAAAUAUUAUCACUAUUUUUUAAUCAGCUUUAUACAUUUCACUUCUAUAUAUGUUUAAUUGUUUGUCAUUGGAGCAAUAAGACUGAAAAUGUGACCUGAAGCAUACAAAUAUUUUUCUGUGUGUAUGUUUAUACAAAUAAACUCAGUUAAUGGUCA
Molecule: messenger RNA, 6727 nt
Organism: Melanotaenia boesemani (Boeseman's rainbowfish)
Lineage: Eukaryota; Metazoa; Chordata; Actinopteri; Atheriniformes; Melanotaeniidae
Gene: carmil1
Product: F-actin-uncapping protein LRRC16A
Exons: 38
Coding region: 406-4737 (1443 amino acids)
Biological process (GO): cell migration; regulation of Arp2/3 complex-mediated actin nucleation
Cellular component (GO): plasma membrane; lamellipodium
Molecular function (GO): protein binding
Source: RefSeq, a predicted model, not a curated record